GUUCAGUAAUCGCGCGAUUGCCAACAAGUAAAGUACGCCAGCUGGACGCGAAAGUGAGCGGUGGAACCAUAAAAAAAAAGCUAUUAGCUAGUGAGUGAAUAAACGCUGCGGAAAAAAACGGUGUUGUGAUCAAUAAACGGUGUGGAAAGGGCCAAGUGUGCAACAAUCGUAUAUUUUAGAAGCAAUAAGUUGGAACAACAAUAACAAAAACAACAUGUCAGCUAAAGCAGAUAUUGCCUUGAUCGGUUUGGCCGUUAUGGGUCAGAACCUCAUCUUGAACAUGAAUGAUAAUGGCUUCGUGGUUUGCGCCUACAAUCGCACCGUCGAGAAGGUCAACCAAUUUUUGCAGAACGAGGCCAAGGGCACAAAAGUGAUCGGCGCCACUUCGUUGCAGGAUAUGGUGAACAAAUUGAAGUUGCCACGGAAAGUUAUGCUUCUGGUCAAGGCCGGCAGCGCUGUAGAUGACUUCAUCAAACAAUUGGUGCCACUACUAUCGCCCGGCGAUGUAAUCAUCGAUGGUGGCAACUCCGAGUACCAAGAUACCGCACGUCGUUGCGAUGAAUUACGCGCUAAGCAAAUUUUGUACGUCGGUUCCGGAGUGAGCGGCGGUGAAGAGGGUGCACGUCAUGGUCCAUCACUCAUGCCCGGCGGUCAUCCAGAAGCCUGGCCACUCAUCCAACCUAUUUUCCAGUCCAUUUGCGCAAAAGCCGACAACGAACCAUGCUGUGAGUGGGUCGGCGAAGGCGGUGCUGGACACUUCGUCAAAAUGGUACACAACGGUAUUGAGUAUGGUGAUAUGCAAUUGAUCUGUGAAGCGUAUCAAAUCAUGAAAGCGCUUGGUCUCUCUCAAACCGAAAUGGCUGCAGAGUUCGAGAAGUGGAAUAGCGAAGAGUUGGAUUCAUUCCUCAUCGAAAUCACACGCGACAUUUUGAACUACAAGGAUGAUAAAGGUUACUUGUUGGAGCGCAUACGCGACACAGCUGGCCAGAAAGGUACGGGCAAGUGGACAGCCAUUGCUGCGCUGCAAUAUGGUGUACCUGUAACGCUAAUCGGUGAAGCGGUAUUCUCACGUUGUCUCUCCGCGCUGAAGGAUGAACGUGUGGCGGCCAGCAAACAAUUGAGCGGUCCCGGCGUAACGGCAAAGGUCGACGACUUACCCAAGUUCUUGAAUCACAUCAAGCAUGCGCUGUACUGCGCCAAAAUCGUUUCAUACGCACAAGGUUUCAUGUUGAUGCGUGAGGCUGCCAAAGACAACAACUGGAACUUGAAUUAUGGUGGCAUUGCGUUGAUGUGGCGCGGCGGUUGCAUCAUCCGCAGUGUGUUCUUGGGCAACAUCAAGGAGGCCUACACCCGCAAUCCACAACUCUCGAACCUGCUGUUGGAUGACUUCUUCAAGAAGGCAAUUGAAGUAGGCCAAAACUCUUGGCGUCAAGUUGUCGCCAACGCCUUCCUGUGGGGCAUCCCUGUACCAGCCCUCUCGACCGCACUCUCCUUCUACGAUGGCUAUCGCACUGAAAAAUUACCCGCCAACUUGUUGCAAGCGCAGCGCGAUUACUUCGGCGCCCAUACUUAUGAACUCUUAGGUGCUGAGGGUAAAUUUGUGCAUACCAAUUGGACCGGCACCGGCGGCAAUGUCUCUGCCAGUACAUACCUGGCGUAAAGCUUAUGCCACAAGAUGCCACAAAUUUAGUUUUCUAAAAAGGCAUUCCAAUUUCUUAGAAAAUAAUUAGCAAUUAAUUUCAUAU
This is a messenger RNA of Bactrocera tryoni, 1745 nucleotides long. It is a transcript of the gene Pgd, whose product is annotated as 6-phosphogluconate dehydrogenase, decarboxylating. Gene Ontology annotation, biological process: pentose-phosphate shunt; pentose-phosphate shunt, oxidative branch. Gene Ontology annotation, cellular component: cytosol. Bases 215 to 1660 code for a protein of 481 amino acids. The record is from RefSeq and is a predicted model, not a curated record. The transcript has 5 exons. NCBI's taxonomy places the organism in Eukaryota, Metazoa, Arthropoda, Insecta, Diptera, Tephritidae. Gene Ontology annotation, molecular function: NADP binding; phosphogluconate dehydrogenase (decarboxylating) activity.